This is a messenger RNA of Pieris napi, 1019 nucleotides long. Its product is annotated as brachyurin-like. NCBI's taxonomy places the organism in Eukaryota, Metazoa, Arthropoda, Insecta, Lepidoptera, Pieridae. Bases 62 to 841 code for a protein of 259 amino acids. The record is from RefSeq and is a predicted model, not a curated record. Gene Ontology annotation, molecular function: serine-type endopeptidase activity. The transcript is spliced from 5 exons. Gene Ontology annotation, biological process: proteolysis.
AUAUAAAUAAGUAAAUACCAAACAUUAAGAACAAGUGAGUAUCUGAAAGUCCUAAAUAACCAUGUCUUGUAAAAUAUUUUAUAUUUUUUUAGUCUCCUACAAUAUAUUUUCUGUGCAUACGAAGCCAGGUGAAAAGUUUGAGCGUAUUUUGUAUGGAGAGAUAGCGCGUAUUGAAGAUUUUCCAUACUUUGCUGGGCUUGUAAAUUGUGGCGCUGCAAUCAUAUCAGAUCGACACUUAAUCACUGCUGCCCAUUGCUUUGACGAUGCCAGUGUCCGUUUAUACAUAAGAUACGCUUAUGUCGGUGGCGAAACAAAGAAGAAUAGCCAAGUAGUAAAGUAUAAAAAUGUAUUCAUACAUCCAGGUUAUGUAACGUACGGUGGGGUGCCAUUUAAUGACGUCGCUAUAAUUGAGCUGGCAGCACCGUUGAGGUUUUCUAAUAAGGUGCAACCUCUAAGUCUUCCUGAGCAAAUGGGCAAUCGUAAGACGUCUAUGGUGUUUGUUGGGAGGGGGAUUGAUGAGACAGGUGAAAUAUCGAAGGAAAUUAAAAGUAUGAACGUUGAAGGGUUGACUGUAAAAGAGUGUAUAUCCCUGAUACCGCCAUUUUACCGAAAGUACUUCCAACAGUAUCUGGACAUAUUGGCUAAAAUGAAUAUCUGUGCAAAGAGGCCUGGCAAUAGACCCGGAAUGUGUAAUGGUGAUUCAGGCAGUCCAUUAGAAGAAGAUGGCGUGCUGGUUGGGUUGGCGUCAUUUGGUGGUGCAGAUUGUUCGACUAGUCGACUGGGCUUUUUUACCAAUGUCGCAUACCAUGUCGAAUGGAUCAAACUUGUCACUGGAUUGUAGAUACGGCAGUAUACAACGUAAAGUUAUUUGGGGUUUGACACAAAAUCACUAAGAAUUUGUAGAAGAAUGUCAUUAGCUAACGCUUUGUCACGUGAUCAUUCUAUUUUUGUCUCAAGCCUCUGUAGCUUUCUGUCAAGUGUUCGUAUAUGUCAAUGUCAAUUUUUGACAGCUCGUGCGC